CAGCCAAAACGGGCUCAGUUCGUAAAGAAGCCAGGCGACUUCAGAGGCGCCGGCCCGUCCGCCAGCCGCACCUGAGCGCGGCCCCAGCCCGAGCCCCGCCGGCCGCGAUGCUCUAGGGACCGGCCGCGUCCUCCCGCCGGACCGUUAUCCGCGCCGGGCGCCCGCCGGACUCGCCGGCAAGAUGCCGCGCUCUUUCCUGGUCAAGAAGCAUUUCAACGCCUCCAAAAAGCCUAACUACAGCGAACUGGACACACACACAGUGAUUAUUUCCCCAUAUCUCUAUGAGAGUUACCCCAUGCCUGUCAUACCACAACCAGAGAUCCUCAGCUCGGGAGCAUACAGCCCCAUUACCGUGUGGACUACAGCAGCUCCAUUCCACUCCCCACUACCCAAUGGCCUCUCUCCUCUUUCUGGAUACCCCUCAUCCUUGGGGCGAGUGAGUCCCCCUCCUCCAUCUGACACUUCGUCCAAGGACCACAGUGGCUCAGAAAGCCCCAUUAGUGAUGAAGAGGAAAGACUACAAUCCAAGCUUUCAGACCCCCAUGCUAUUGAAGCUGAAAAGUUUCAGUGCAAUUUAUGCAAUAAAACCUAUUCAACUUUUUCUGGGCUGGCCAAACAUAAGCAGUUGCACUGUGACGCCCAGUCUAGGAAAUCUUUCAGCUGUAAAUACUGUGACAAGGAAUAUGUGAGCCUGGGCGCCCUUAAGAUGCACAUUCGGACCCACACUUUACCCUGUGUCUGCAAGAUCUGUGGCAAGGCGUUUUCCAGACCCUGGUUACUUCAAGGACACAUUAGAACUCACACUGGGGAGAAGCCUUUUUCUUGCCCUCACUGCAACAGAGCAUUUGCAGACAGGUCAAAUCUGAGGGCUCACCUGCAGACCCACUCGGAUGUAAAGAAAUACCAGUGCAAAAACUGCUCCAAAACCUUCUCCAGAAUGUCUCUUCUGCACAAACAUGAGGAAUCUGGCUGCUGUGUAGCACACUGAGUUACGCAAUCAAUGUUUACUCGAACAGAAUGCAUUUCUUCACUCCGACUCCAAAUGACAAAUAAAAGUCCAAAGGCAUUUUCUCUUGUGCUUACCGACCAGAUAAUGUGUAUAGGCGCGUGCGCACACACACACACACACACACACACACAAACAGGCGCAUGCAGACACACACACACACACACACACACACUAAAAGCUGCAAGAGCACGAAAUCCAUGUGUUCAAAGUUAAUCCUUUCCAUGUGAAGUUUGAAAUUACUAUAUAUUUACUGACAGCUAGAUUGAGAGGAUAAAAGACAAGAAUCUUUCUCUUCAAAAGAUGAAGCAAAAAGCACAUUGCAUCUUUUCUCACUAAGAAAGAAUGCAAAGAUUUACAUUGCUGCCAAAUCAUUUCAACUGAAAAGAACAGUAUUGCUUUUGUAAUAGAGUUUGUAAUAGAAUUUCCUAUAGGAAGAGAAUUUGCCAGACGCUAUCUCAGGUGCCUUAUAAAGUAUUUCAAGUUUACUUCAUUACAUGUCUGAUGUCUGGUUAUCAUUUUUGAACUAAAGCCUUUUUUGAUUACCUGUAAUGCUUUAAACUGUAUUUUUAAGAGAGAGACAGAGAAAGAGGAAAAAAAAAAAA
Mustela erminea (ermine) is the source of this 1611-nucleotide messenger RNA. It is a transcript of the gene SNAI2, whose product is annotated as snail family transcriptional repressor 2. Bases 182 to 988 code for a protein of 268 amino acids. Gene Ontology annotation, biological process: regulation of DNA-templated transcription. Lineage: Eukaryota; Metazoa; Chordata; Mammalia; Carnivora; Mustelidae. The record is from RefSeq and is a predicted model, not a curated record. Gene Ontology annotation, molecular function: DNA-binding transcription factor activity, RNA polymerase II-specific; RNA polymerase II cis-regulatory region sequence-specific DNA binding. The transcript has 3 exons.